This is a messenger RNA of Penicillium crustosum, 1059 nucleotides long. Its product is annotated as WD40 repeat domain-containing protein. Lineage: Eukaryota; Fungi; Ascomycota; Eurotiomycetes; Eurotiales; Aspergillaceae. The transcript has 5 exons. Gene Ontology annotation, biological process: G protein-coupled receptor signaling pathway. Gene Ontology annotation, molecular function: signaling receptor complex adaptor activity; protein binding. The record is from RefSeq and is a predicted model, not a curated record. Gene Ontology annotation, cellular component: cytoplasm; heterotrimeric G-protein complex. The coding region runs from base 1 to 1059 and encodes 352 amino acids.
AUGGCCGAUAUGAGCGGCGAACAGAUGCAGGCCAAGAUCACUGCGGCCAGGCGCGAAGCCGAGGGGUUGAAGGACAAGAUCAAGCGCAGAAAGGAUGAGCUGGCCGAUACCUCCCUCCGUCAAGUCGCGCAGAACCAGACUGAUGCCCUACCACGAAUUGGAAUGAAGCCCCGACGUACACUGAAAGGUCACCUCGCCAAGAUUUAUGCCAUGCACUGGUCCACCGACCGGCGCCAUCUCGUUUCGGCUUCACAGGACGGAAAGCUCAUCAUCUGGGAUGCCUACACCACAAAUAAGGUCCAUGCGAUUCCCUUGCGCUCAUCUUGGGUCAUGACCUGUGCCUACGCUCCUAGCGGAAACUACGUUGCUUGCGGUGGUCUCGACAAUAUUUGUUCGAUUUAUAACCUCUCAUCGCGCGAAGGCCCAACUCGUGUUGCGCGCGAGCUCUCCGGACACUCGGGAUAUCUCUCCUGCUGUCGCUUCAUCAACGACCGCCGUAUCAUUACCUCCUCCGGCGACAUGACCUGUAUGCUGUGGGAUAUCGAGUCUGGAACCAAGGUUACCGAAUUCGCCGACCACCUGGGUGAUGUGAUGUCGAUCAGCAUCAACCCGACCAACCAGAACAUCUUUGUCUCCGGUGCAUGCGACGCUUUCGCCAAGCUGUGGGAUAUCCGCACUGGCAAGUCCGUCCAGACAUUCGCCGGUCACGAGUCCGACAUCAACGCCGUUCAGUUCUUCCCCGACGGUAACGCCUUCGGUACUGGUUCCGAUGACACUUCCUGCCGUUUGUUCGACAUCCGUGCCGACCGCGAGCUUAACACCUACCAGAGCGACCAAGUUCUGUGCGGUAUCACUUCCGUUGCAUUCUCAGUCUCUGGCCGGUUAUUGUUCGCAGGUUACGAUGAUUUCGAGUGCAAGGUAUGGGAUGUUCUGCGUGGCGACAAGGUUGGUUCGUUGAGCGGCCACGAGAACCGCGUGAGCUGCCUCGGUGUCAGCAAUGAUGGCAUCAGCCUGUGCACUGGAUCUUGGGAUUCCCUUCUCAAGGUCUGGGCCUGGUAA